GGGUCAGUCGCAUUGCGCUUGCGCACGCUUUCUAGCGGAAGUGUGAGGUCCAGACGCGAACAAUGGCGGGGCUCGGGGAAGCCGAUGAAGCCGAGUUGCAACGCUUGGUGGCGGCCGAGCAGCAGAAGGCGCAGUUCACUGCACAGGUGCAUCACUUCAUGGAGCUAUGUUGGGAUAAAUGUGUGGAGAAACCAGGGAAUCGGCCAGACUCCCGCACAGAAAAUUGUCUCUCUAGUUGUGUGGACCGCUUCAUUGACACUACUCUUGCUAUCACCAGUCGGUUUGCACAGAUUGUACAGAAAGGAGGACAAUAGGCCAUUCCGUGGGAGAAUGAGGGAAGCAGCAAAGAACAUAUUAUUAUGAACGACCAGUGGGGCAUGAUUUCAGCUCUCAAUUUGUUGCCAAACCUAUUGGUGCUCAAAACAGCAAAUAUUAAGAAAGUGAAAUGUAUUUAUUUGGAAUUUGUGAAUUCCAGGUUGUAUCACAUCAUUUUGUCAAUAAAUGUGAAUUCUCUUGC
This is a messenger RNA of Erinaceus europaeus (western European hedgehog), 517 nucleotides long. It is a transcript of the gene TIMM8B, whose product is annotated as translocase of inner mitochondrial membrane 8 homolog B. The transcript has 2 exons. Lineage: Eukaryota; Metazoa; Chordata; Mammalia; Eulipotyphla; Erinaceidae. The record is from RefSeq and is a predicted model, not a curated record. Bases 63 to 314 code for a protein of 83 amino acids.